UUUUGCCAUAAGUUUAAAGCAUCACAAAGUUAGCUUAGGUUUGCUUCUUGUACUGUACACAAUAUGUGUUUCUUUCAACCAUAUAUUGAGUUAUUUUGGUCUAUGCCUGCUGGACAGUCCUUAGAAGAGAUUUUACAGCAAUUUAAUUAACUGGGAACUUCUUACAUUUUUAUUAUGAACGUAGGUUUUUUUACUCGUUCUUUUCCACUACCUACACCUACUUUGUGGUAGAAGAAUGAGUAUUUUUUGUUUGUUUUUUCAGUUUUGAAUAAUAUUGUAGUUAUUUGUACUGUACCUGCUAUUUUACCAUCAAUUUUGACUAUCCUUUCCAAGAGUUUUAUUGUUCUACUGUAUGUGUUUGUCACAACUUAUUUAGUUAGAUAUUAACCCUGUGCAUCAUAAAGUAACUGAAAUACCAACGAUUAAGAGUGUACCUGAAAAGUGCCUCCCAGGAAUUUUUAUGCUCUCUACUCUAUUAUAUGUUGUAUACCUCUACUUUUUUGGUAUCUUUACUGUUUUUGUUGUUUUUUUGCAGUGGCUGAAUGUAGCCCAGUUUCAUAAGAUGAAUUUUCUUUGUUCAAAAAUCAGUACUAUUGUCAAGCAAAACCCUGUAACAUUUUAUGUUAAUACUGUACUAAUUAUAAGGUGAGCUCUCUCGUUCUUCAAGAGCUUGAAGUGGCACUAAAACAAGGAUAUUUGAUUAUAUUUUUUAAUACAAUAUAGUCCAUUAAAUAUUUUUUGAGCUGCCUCCCUCAAAGUCGAAAUGGAACCUCUUUACGCAACUCGAGUGUCCCCUGGGAGAGUCUGGGGCGGGUCCGGUUCUAACAAUGUGUGUCUGUCGCCAGAUGAGGGGUGCGCCGAGCGCGACGGGCUCCGUGAGGACUACAAGCCCAUGGUCUGGUUCGCAAAUCUCGCUUUGCAGCAGGCUUCGGGCCAGCUGGCCGGGGGGCCGUCGGGAGCAGGGGUGGCGCGAGGGCUGCACGCGGCGCCCGCCCCCGUCGGCCAGCCCGCCCCGGCCUUGCGGAAGGGCGUCGCCGCCCCCGCCCCCGCCUCGGCUGCCUCUGACGGUCCGAAGCGGGCCAAGUUCCCGUGCCCAGACUGCGGCAAGGGGUUUGGCUGGCGCGGCACGCUGUUCCGCCACCGCUACAUGGAGUGUCAGCAGCCGGCCGCGCUGCCCUGCCCCAAGUGCCCGCAGCGCUUCAAGCACGAGUGGUACUUGCGGCAGCACCUCAGCCGCGCGCACCGGACCUGAGCGCACCGCCCAGGUAGGCCGUGCAGACCAGCGAAGGGCAUUCUCUAACGUCCUCGAGGUGGUCUUCACGCCAUAUGUACUUCACUCGGCAAUAAAGCAUUCAGAAUCCCUUAAAGCAGUGGUCUCUCUCCUCUCCGACCGCUCGCCACCGGGGGCUACGCCUACACGCCAACAGACGCAGACCCCGUCGCUUGAUCUCUCCUGCGCCGUGCUAACUCUUGGCCUCCUUGUGCAGAUGACGACGACCUGAUGCUGCCGCUCGCGCUGGGCCGGCUGGGCCGCACGCGCGCGCGCACGCGGCGCGACCCGAGCAAGGCGCGGCCGUACCGCUGCGUGCAGUGCAACGCCAGCUUCAUGCAGAAGCACCACCUCAAGCGGCACAUGGCGGGCCACGGCGUGCGCCGGCCCUACCAGUGCGGCCAGUGCUCCGCCAGCUUCGCCAUCCGCGACAACCUGAACCGCCACCUGCAGACGCACAGCGGGCAGCGGCCCUUCCAGUGCGAGACGUGCGGCAGCAGCUUCCGGCGCCGCGAGCACCUGCUCACGCACCGCCGCACGCACGAGGGCACGCUGCCCUGGACCUGCGGCGUGUGCGGCGCCAACUUCAAGCACCUGUACCUGCUGCAGGCGCACCAGGCGUCGCGCCACCCGUCCGACCCGGAGCAGGUCGCCGCCGAGGACCCCUUCAAGUGCCCGUACUGCGACGCCUCGUUCCGCACGGCGCACACGCACUCGCGCCACGUGCGCACCCACGAGCCGCAGGUGUAACAACUGAUUAUCGACAACAGUUUUUGGAGUCAGGCACCUGUUUUCUUCGAUGUCUUCGUACCUUUGAUCUGAUUGAACAUGGGAUGUGUGUCAUGCCUUUCUAAUUGCCUGUAAGUUAGUAACUCGUAAUAUAUUAUCGACAAUUGUUAUUUAACCAUUUUAUUUAUUUGCCCUGUUAAAGGUGUAAAAGUUUAUCACUUAAAAAUAUGUAGCUUCAUCGGUUGUUUUUAGCAGAUGAUACCUUACUUCUAGAAUCUUACAAAGACUUUUUUUUUGUCUGUGUGUAUUUUUGAAAACUACUUCAGACAAACACAUUCCUUAUAAGUUGUUGUGGAUGAAUAAAAAUCAAUUCAUCUUGA
Frankliniella occidentalis (western flower thrips) is the source of this 2379-nucleotide messenger RNA. RefSeq names its product zinc finger protein 572-like. The transcript has 2 exons. Lineage: Eukaryota; Metazoa; Arthropoda; Insecta; Thysanoptera; Thripidae. The coding region runs from base 1502 to 2020 and encodes 172 amino acids. The record is from RefSeq and is a predicted model, not a curated record. Gene Ontology annotation, cellular component: nucleus.